GCGGGAUCCGGUCGUCCCAGGAGCCGCAAACUGAAGAAAAACGCCGCCAAAGGGGAUCUCCGCGGCCAGCUCAGUCCGAGGCGCGUCGGAGUUUCCCCAGCCAAGCGUGUGUUCCCCGCCGCCCUUGCGUGUUUUGCCGAGGGGCUGGGAGGGGAAACUCGCGCGCCUUUCUCUCGCCCUUCCCUCCUCCCUCCCACUCGCACUUCCCAAACCGCCGCCGCCAGGGAGAGGCGGCCUCCCGGACAGCCAGGGCCGAGCUCGUCGCGGGUCUGUGUCGGCGCCUCUCUCUCGCCGGGCAGCCAAGAGGGGGCCGCCGCAGCGCCAUGGACUCGGGCGAAGAAACGCACGAGAUGAACGGGCUGGCGACCGGGAACGGCGGCAACGACAGCGCGCCUCCCGAGGAGGCCAGGAAGCCUCAAAGACUAUGGCUACAGAGAAAUGGACCAAUUAACUUUAACCAUUAUGCAAAUAAGAAGAGUGCGGCUGAGAGUAUGUUGGACAUUGCUUUGCUCAUGGCCAAUGCAUCCCAGCUCAAAGCAGUGAUGGAACAAGGACCUUCCUUUUCAUUCUAUGUUCCUCUUAUUGUCCUCAUCAGCAUCUCACUCACACUGCAGAUUGGAGUCGGCGUGCUUCUGAUAUUCCUUGUAAAAUACGACCUUAAUAACCCUGCAAAACAUGCCAAGCUGGACUUCCUCAAUAACCUUGCAACUGGACUGGUGUUCAUUAUAGUGGUUGUGAAUAUUUUUAUCACUGCUUUUGGAGUGCAGAAGCCCUCAACCUCAAAAGCAUAGUAAUGCCAAGGUAAUUUCUGCACAUGGACUGUUUUCUUUUGGAUGCAAAGCAUGAAGAUACUGAAGCCAUCCAAAUACGCCUUUUUAUGCAACUUUCCAUUGAGCUGUUCUGCCAGAAAGAUCAUUCUGAAGUCUCUUAAAUAAGAUGAUCAUCUGCUGUCACUGGGAAAACUAAGUUAAAAACCAUAGUAAGGGUUUGUAUUCAGGGGACUAGCAUCAACAUGUCUACUUUACCUUGUUAGCAUUGCAUCAGAACACACUGCUCUCCAGGUCCUGUUAUUCCCACGAGUCCACAGGCACUCCUCACUCUCUGUGCCUUCUUGAAAGAUGCUGAGCAGGGGAAAAAGUAACUUCUACACACAAAAUAGCAACAGAGUACAGGGAAAUUGUCUUCAUACAGGUAUGGAAAGGCUCACCUGCACUAAUGUGAAAACAACAUUGUCUAGCAAGGAUCUCAGAUGUCUGUGGUCAGUGUUUUAUGUCAUUUAAGUAGAUUAUGUACAUAAAUUUUCUUUUUUUUUACAUAAUUCUCAGUACAUAAUAUGCCUCAUCAUGGAAUUUGAAGGGCUCUCAUUUUGCAAAGGCCAUCACUACUAAUGAUAGGAUGUUUUGAAGGUCAUUUAUUGAUAGGGUUGCCAUAAGUUGGAAACGACUUGACAGUCCGUAACAUACACACAAGGUGCUUGUAAAAUUUAUGUUCUGAAAAGUCCACUAUACCUCAUACUUCUUCUUGUAAAGAAUUAGUUUAGCUCUCAAAAUCCAAGUGAACCAAAGAGACCAGGGGCCUCCCUUUUUGUCUUGGAAACAGCCUUUUAUUUCUUUCGCAAUAUCAGUAGAUAUAUUUAUUCCUGUGUAGGAAAUAUUCCACUCUUAUCUGUGAGCCUCAGUGUAGCUAACAGCCCUUUGAAUAGCCAAUGCUCCUUAAAGGACUCCCAAUAAAAACAGAUUGGGUAAGUAUAGAAGAUGAGUGAUCAAAAAACAAUGGGAAGAAAAACUGAAUAAAACACUGUUCGUAAACAGAUACACACACACGUCAUGUGUGAAAGAGCCACUCACUCUCAUAUAAUAUACAAUCCUUCCUCUUAUGGGUCAUACAUUACAUGGAUGGAAUUUUAACUUACAAAGAAGGUAGGGCCUCAGACAAUACGUGGCCUCUUCUUUCAGUCUACCAUAAUCCAGAUUAGAACAAUAUUCAACAGGAACAAUAUUGAGGGUUGCAAGUUCUGGGUUGGGAAAUACCUGGAAAGCUUG
Gekko japonicus is the source of this 2042-nucleotide messenger RNA. RefSeq names its product ninjurin 1 (gene NINJ1). The transcript is spliced from 4 exons. Gene Ontology annotation, cellular component: membrane. The record is from RefSeq and is a predicted model, not a curated record. Lineage: Eukaryota; Metazoa; Chordata; Lepidosauria; Squamata; Gekkonidae. The coding region runs from base 324 to 791 and encodes 155 amino acids. Gene Ontology annotation, biological process: cell adhesion; tissue regeneration.